Tachysurus vachellii is the source of this 1056-nucleotide messenger RNA. It is a transcript of the gene cacybp, whose product is annotated as calcyclin binding protein. Gene Ontology annotation, biological process: heart development. The record is from RefSeq and is a predicted model, not a curated record. Gene Ontology annotation, cellular component: nucleus. The coding region runs from base 161 to 844 and encodes 227 amino acids. The transcript has 6 exons. NCBI's taxonomy places the organism in Eukaryota, Metazoa, Chordata, Actinopteri, Siluriformes, Bagridae. Gene Ontology annotation, molecular function: tubulin binding; ubiquitin protein ligase binding; S100 protein binding.
UAUUGCAGCCGAGAGGAAUCUUUCUAGAAAAGCAGCAACACUUGCGUAUACUGUAGAGUCUGAUGUGUAUGAAGCUGUUUGUAGUUUAAAUCUUAGCAUCUUGCUUGUGUUUAUCAGCUAAAUACAUUAAAGGAAAGACUUAUCUAAAGCAGCCAAAGACAUGGACCUUAGCGAACAGAUCACAGGACAUGAGAGUGACUUGAAAGAAGUGACACGGCUCCUGGAGAUGUGUGAAAGGAAGAGGGUGCAGGAUGUCCUCUCACAGGAGAAGAAAAAGAUCGAGAAAGAAUUGGCUCAGAAACAGCAACAAAGAGAACAGCAAGCAAAAAGAGACUCUGGAGACAAAGCAGAAACAACAGUCAAGGGAUACACAGUCAAAAUAAACAAUUAUGGUUGGGACCAGUCUGAAAAAUUUGUAAAAGUCUACAUCACGCUAAAAGGAGUGCACAAAAUCUUUGCUGACAAUGUUAAAGUCAGCUUCACAGACAGGUCUUUCAAUGUGCUUGUUGAAGGUUUGGAGGAAAAAAACUAUCAAAUGACUGUCAACAACCUCUUGUUUCCCAUUGUAGUAGAGGAGAGCAGUAGAAAGGUGAAGACAGACAUGGUACUCGUCAUGUGCAAAAAGAAGACAGCAAAGAAAUGGGAGUUUCUUACACAGGUGGAGAAACAGUCUAAGGAGAAAGACAAACCCAACUAUGAUGAGAAUGCAGAUCCUGGAGAGGGGCUGAUGAAUAUGCUGAAGAAGAUCUACUCAGAAGGUGAUGAUGAAAUGAAGCGCACAAUCAACAAGGCCUGGGCAGAGUCACAGGACAAGAAAACCAAAGGAGAUGAUUUUGAUUUCUGAGUCAGUCUCUAAACUAACAUUGAAUUACAGUUUGUCACCUACGUUCCAUUUCUGUAUAACUGGCAUAUCAUGGCUAACAUGGAUUUUCUGCAGUUGUCAUUCCCCCAAUACUGUCAGAAAACAUUUGCUCCUGAAUUGUGACAUGCUGCACUCUCUAUUGGAUUUUCAAGAUUGCAUAAAUGAUGGAAAAUAAAAUAUCAACAAAGAAAAUU